AUGUUCUUCUUACUUGUUUUAUCUUCACUUUCCGAAAAUAUUGACAACGGAAAGGGUAUAUAUAAAUCAGUCCAAAAAGGUGAUGAGAAGAAAGAUGCCACCUUUAAAAAUCCAGAUAAAAAUGUUUCAAUCAAUUUGGGAAACGUGAAAGCUCAAAAUUCUCUUCAAAAUGUAAAAAAUAUAUCUCAAAUAAACGACAACGCAACUGAUUCCGACGAAAUUGAUUUAGAAUUACUAAAUCGCGAAAUUGUUAGAAAAGAACGAAGAGAAAGAGAACAAAAAUUAAAAGAAAUGAACCUAAAUGCGACAAAUAACACAAAUACACACGAUUCUAAACCAGAAAAUUCAUCAAUCGAGUUCGAAAUUCCUUCAAAUGAAAAAACUACAAAUAAAACAGUAAAAAAUGAAAAUACAAUGAUGAACAAAAACGAAUCUUUGCAACAAAAUGAAAAUUCAACAGAGAUAAAAUUAAAUGUCGAAAUAAACAAUGGAAACGCAACGGAAAUCGUGAAAAGUAAUCAUACCGAGAAACAAGAAUCCGACAACAAACUACAUCUUAAUGAAAAAGAUCAAGAAAAAGAAAAUGAAAUUAAUAAAGAAAUUAGCGAUAUUAUUGACGAUAAUAAUCAUAAUGCAACAGCUGAAAAUAAUGAAAACGAUCUUAAAAACGAUCCUGUGAAACUUAAAAACGAAACAAACUUUGAAUCAGAAAUAAUCAAAUCUUUAUUGAACGAGACAAUUCCUGAUCAACAAAAUGAAACAGUGGCUAACCUUACAAAAGCUAAUUCCACAAAAUUGGCAAAAAAUAAAAUUGAUAUUGCGAAUUUCAGACCACUUGAAAUAAUUCAGGACGAUGAAGUAAUGAAUGAAACAAUACAGCAUGAUAACAUGACUAAAAAAGAAGAAAUCCAAAUUAAUAAGAAUAAUGAAACAAUUUCAGGUAAAAAACCAGAAGAACACCUCAAGAAUGACGUAAAAGUUAAUGAAACAGAGAUUAGCAAGUCUUCUGGAGCGGAAUACAUGAAGAAUACGACAAAUACUGAAAUUAAACAAGAAAACACAAUCAAAAUCGAAGAAAUUGUAUCAGAAACCAACAUAACCAAUGAAAACAUAACUGAAAACGCAACAACUACAAAAAUUGAAAAUAAAUUAAAUAUUAGUGAAGAAAAUUCCACAAAAAUCAAGUCCGAAAAAUCACAAACGAUAGAAGAGACAAAUUCAACUAAAGCGGUCCCAGAAAAAUCAGAAAUUAACGUUUCUCAAAUUCAAACACAAAACGAAAGCAUUACAACCAUAGAUGAAUAUGCCGAUAAUGGAAACAUUACUGUCAAGGACAAAUUAAAUGAAAAACCAAAAGAUAAAAUUAUCAAAUCCCAAAAUGAGACAAAAAUCGAAGAAACAAACAAUGAAACAAUGAUUAAAGAAGAAAAUAAUACAAUUGUCCAAGAAUCAAAGGUUAUUUCGGAAGUAAAAGAGAAUAUUUCCGAAAAUCAACCACAAAAGCAAUCAGAUGCUCAAAACACAGAGAAAACGGAUGUAACCGAAGAAGGUACAUCAAAUGUUACUCAUUCAGAAGAGAAAAUACAAGAAAAUCCAAAUAUUACAAUUUCGGAAGUAGAAAAGGAGCCAGAUACACAAGAAAACAUCAAAUCAAACAUUACAGAACCAGAGAAAUCUUUGAUUGAUCAUUCAGAAGAAAAGAAUUCAGAUAAUAAAAAUAUUUCAGAAUCAAAGGUCGAAAAACAAUCAGAAACACAAGAAAAAGAGAAAGCAGAUGAAAUCAAAGUAGAAAAAUCCAUUGUUGAUCAUUCCAAAGAAACAAUUUCAGAAAAUAAAAAUUCGUCAGUUUCCAAAGCCGAAAACAAAUCGAGUGAAUCCCAAAUCUCGAUUUCUAAUGUCUAUGAUGACGAUAUUAUCGAUUCAAUAUCAUCAUCUCCAACAGAUAUUCCAGCUCCAAAGGAAGUUAACCUUGGCGAGUCCUCAGUUGUUGAUUCCACCUCAACGACACAUUCCAAACAGGUUUCCACUGACAACGAGUGCACACAACCUUGCCAUCAAAACGCGGAAUGCAUCAGAGGAAAAUGCGAGUGCAAAGAAGGCUAUACAGGCGAUGGAAUCAAAGUAUGUACAGAUGAGAUCCCGGAUGUUGUGUCUUUAGAUCCUUCUUCAGGCGAUUCAAGCGGUGGAGCUGAAAUCCAAAUAACCUUGUCAAAAAUUAUUACAACAAAACACUCUGUUUUCGUUAGAUUUGGCUCUUCUAUUGUCCGCGCACAGUCAGCAGUACAGAAAGUUGUUACUGUUGUUGUUCCUCCGCAUGAAGCCGGUGAAGUUCCCGUCGCAAUUUCUUACGACCAAAAGAGUUGGAGCUCUAAAACAAAAUUGUUCAAAUACACACAGGAAGGAAAUAACGGAAAGUUCGGAUUAUCCUUCAAUGUUGUUAUAAUUGUUGUUAUUGUUGUUGCUGCUGCAAUUGGAGCUGCUGUUUCAAAGUUUAAGUCGGGAAAGAAGAAAUCUAAACCAGUAAUUUCAAUAAACUCCCAAUAUGAUGAUAAGGAAACAGAAGACUUUGAAAGGCAACCUCUACUUCCUAAGAAGAGAUCUCAUCAAGAUUAA
Messenger RNA from Trichomonas vaginalis G3, 2613 nucleotides. Its product is annotated as immunoglobulins domain-containing protein. The coding region runs from base 1 to 2613 and encodes 870 amino acids. The transcript has a single exon. Lineage: Eukaryota; Parabasalia; Trichomonadida; Trichomonadidae. The record is from RefSeq and is a predicted model, not a curated record.